Molecule: messenger RNA, 573 nt
Organism: Triticum turgidum subsp. durum (durum wheat)
Lineage: Eukaryota; Viridiplantae; Streptophyta; Magnoliopsida; Poales; Poaceae
Source: the annotation of a GenBank genome assembly
AUGGCCAAUUUCCAGAUAACUCCCCGCGCCGCGUUCGUGGAGAGCAAUGAGCUCAACUUCCGCAGCCUGUACCUUUUCCACACUCCCCUUGGUUCAAACCAGAAUCAGUCAGGCAUAGUAGACUCGAAUGUUACUACCGGUUUGGGUGCGACCGUCGUUAACAACUGGCCGAUAUGUGAUGGCCCUAGCCCCGGCGCCACCGUUGUUGCGCGUGCACAAGGCCUGCAUAUCUAUGCCGGUAACUGGCAGAAUACUUUCAGCAUAACAUUCGAGGUUGAAAGGUUUAAGGGAUCAACGCUUCAAGUGAUGGGGAUAUCCGUUGAAGAAGGUGAGUGGGCUAUUGUUGGUGGGACAGGACAGUUCGCUAUGACGACCGGUGUCAUCUACAAAAAGUUCCAUGAGCAAAGGAGCGACGGUAACAUCAUAGAGCUCACUGUCCAUGGAUUUUGUCCCAUGCUUAAAGGUUCACAGAGCCGUCCCACAAAGGUUGGACCAUGGGGUGGAAAUGGAGGCUCAGAUAAAGACAUCGUCGAGGCACAGAAGCGUCCGUACUCGGCACUUCUGAGUUUGUGA